AUGGUAUUGAUUUGUUUUAAAUCACUUCUUGAAGCAGCAUGCUUUAAGUGUUGCUUUUUGUUCUUACGAUAUAUAUAUAUUUUAUUAAUUGUGGUAAUUUUUAGGGUUAAGAAAUAAAAUAUAAAUGAGAUUGCUGUCAAUUCAAAAAAGAUAACUACCUUUAUAAUGCGUAUGUAUCUCCAUGAUUUACUUGUUGAAAGAUGUAACUAUGCUUUAAGAGAUGAUAAUCCAAAGUAUAAGCCAUUUAAAUAUAAGAUUCCCUUCGAUAAAUGAAGAUAUUAAAGCUGUUUGCUUAGUUCGUAAAAGACGUUCACAUGAAGAGGAGAAAUUGCAUUUAGAAUAGGUAUUCAUAUCAUAAUAAAAAUGAUAAGAAAUUGCUUUCAAAAAUCUGUAUCAUUGAUUAAGAUGAUAUAUUUGAUAAAUUUUGUAUAUAAGGGACAUUAGAAGAUAUCAUAAACUUAUUAAUAGAAUGUUCUAAUGGAUUAGCAUUUUCAUCUUAGCCAAAAAUUACUUUAAAUUCAAUAGCAAAAUAAUAUAUUGUUAAUGAUGCUAUUUGGUUUAAUCCUAAAACUUAUUAAACCUGUGCUGGCUGGGUAAUAAAUGAAUUUGAAAAGGCUAUAGCAUUGAUGUAAAUAUUAAAUAUAAUUUUAGAUAUUAUUAAAAUCAAUAAGGAAAUUUAACUGAUAAUAAUAAUCAAAUUUAAAAUGAAGAUCUUAAAAAAUAUUGGAUGUAAAAUGUUGAUUUUAAAAAUAAAAUCCUUCAUUAAAUACCUUAAAUAUGCAAAGAAUUUAAGAAUGCACCUAAAAAGAAAAAUACUAAAUAAGAAGAUAUAUUAUGGGCUUAAUUAAUAAUGAAAAAACCUUUAUAAUAAAAUGAGGGAUAAAAUGCAAAUGAUAAAAAUGUUGCUAUUUUAUAAUAAUAAAUAAAUGAGGAGGAGAUUCAUCAAUUAUUUGAGAACAACAAUUUUGAUUAAAUAUAAUGUUUGCCUUUAGAAAGAUUUACUUAACUUUCUUCUUUUUGUGAAAAGAGAGUAUUAAGAAUGAUAAGAGAUUAAUUUAAAGAAAAAUUAGUUAAAGAUUUAUAAGAAAUAGAAGGUAAAGAAAAAAAGAAAUCUCAAGAAUAAAAAAAGAAAUCAAAAAAGCAAAAAAAGUAAAAAACUAAAAAUGAAAAUGAGCCUUAAAAAAAUAAUCUUUUAUCAACAUAAGAUAAAUGUAAUAGUUUUGAAAUUAUUGAUAAAUAAGAUACAACUUAGGAUGAUGUACAUUGUACUGAAUGUGAAUGCAAUAGACAUUCAAAGUAUAAUAUAUUUUAACUUUAAGUUCUUGCUCAGAUAAUAAACAAAUAGAUUUUAUAACUGCUGAUCUUGAAAAAAAAGAUAAUAAUAUAAUAGAGCCAACUAAAAUAAUUGAAAUCAUUUAAGAAAUGGAUAUCAAUGAAAAUGAAUAAAACGGAUAGAACGAGGAAGAAGAUAACUGGGUUGUCAUUACAGGACCAAAAAAACAAAGAAAGAAAAAUUAAAGAAAAUUUGCAAGUUCCCAGGAUCUCCAAUUCAAAAAGUCUCAUUCAUAUAAUAAAUCUAAUUAAUAAAAUCAAAUGAUAUCAACUUAAAAACCUAAGACUUAAAUAGUUAAUUCAUUUAAAUAUUAAUAGAAAGAUAUAUAAGAUUAGGAUAAGGAUAAAGAAACUUUCUCAAAUAGAAACAGUUAAAAAGCCAGUAGUUAAGAAAUAUUCUCUCAAUAAACAUUGACUCCUGAAAAAAAAGAGGCAAAAUCUCCGUAAUCAGAAAAAGUAAAUAUUGUAAAAUAAAAUACUCCUUUUGAAAAUCCUAUCUAAUUUAAUGUAGAUGAAAAUUUAAGAAUUAAACCAUUAAACCAUUUAAUCUAAAUCUAAGAAUUGAGUCUAUAUUAAGAUGAACAGCUUUUAUAAAAUAAUAAUUAAAAUAUUAUUUAUUCUUAAAAUAAUAUAGAAAAUUUUAAAACUAAUAUUCCAGAGGAUAUUGAUACAAUUAUUAUGAAUUAAGCAAGAACUUUAAUGAUAAAAAAGUUAGAUAUGGAUAUGAGAGAAUUUAAUGAUAUAAUUUUAACAUAAAAUUAGGAGAUUUUUUAAAUGAGAAGAUUAAUAUUUGAUAGAAUUUCAUUUGUUAUUAAUUAACUCUUUAGAGGUAAAAUAUCAAUACUAUUUAAAUAGAAUUUAAUUCUACAGUUCGUCUUUUUGGAUCAUGUGCAACUGGUUUGGCUCUUCCAGAAAGCGAUAUUGAUAUUGGGAUUACUGGAUUUGAAUUAUUUCCAGCAACUUAAUUAAAUGGUCCUAUAUAAAAAAUUAUAGAUUUCCUUUAAAAAAUGAAAUGGGUAAAAAAUAUAAGGUAAAAUUUAAUAUAAUAUAAAAGGGCAAUUACAGCUUCAAAUAUGCCAUUAAUUAAACUUUAAGUCGAUCCUACCAUCUCUUUUGUUGAUUCCUCUCAUAAUAUAGUAUUACCCUAUAUUGAUUUAAUUCCAAAGUAUAAAUUUUUUAAUAUUAUGUAUUAGUUCAGAUGAAGAAAUACCUUCACAUUUAUUUAGUGUUGAUGUUAGUUUUUUUUAAUAUUAAGGCGUUAAAUAAAACUAACAUCUAGGAUUAAUUUCAACUGAAUUAACUUUACAAUGGUUAUCAUUUUAUGGUGAAUUAAGACCAAUUGUUCUUUUAUUUAAGAGUUUAUUAAAAAGAAGAGGAUUAAAUGACUAAUAUAAAGGAGGAAUUUCUUCAUUUUGUAUUAUUUAAAUGGUAUUGGCAUUCUUAGAAAGUUGUUAUUAAUAAAAUUAGGCUACAUCUAUUGGAUUUACAACUUAUAAGUUUUUAUAAUUCUAUGGAAGGGAAUUUGAUACCAAAAAAACAGGAAUAAAUUAUAAAGGCUUCAAUUAAGAGUAAAAUUAAAAUUUUUUAUUUAGUCCCUUUUUUGAACUUAAUGAAGAAGAUAAUUAAUUAUAAAUUACUAUAGUUUCUCCAAUUACUAAUGAAGUUAUAAGUUAAGCUAGUUCAUUUGUCUAGACUAUUUUAUAAGAUAUAAAAGCUUUAUAUUUAGCAACAGAAAAUGAAGUUACUUUCUUUUAUGAAAAGAUUAAAUAUAAUAAAAAAAAAAAGGGAAAGAAAGAAGAAAGAAAUUUAUUUUAAAAAGAACUUAACAAACUUUAUCCACUUUUUAGCACUACUGUAUAUAAUAAAAAUUGA
Molecule: messenger RNA, 3204 nt
Organism: Paramecium sonneborni
Lineage: Eukaryota; Ciliophora; Oligohymenophorea; Peniculida; Parameciidae
Source: the annotation of a GenBank genome assembly